ACAAAUGGCGGACUAGCGACUUAACUAUCAAACUCGAGGAGAGGAGUCAACCUGCAUCUUUAAUAUAUUGUAAAGUUGUACUGUAAAACGGAUUUGAGCCAAUACUAGGUCAUUUUAUAUUGAAUAUAUACAUUUGUAUUUGCGACGUAACGUUAACUUGGCAAGCGGGAUUACCUGUUCGGUGGACAAAGUCUAUAUGAACGAGUAUUAACAUAACUAUUAACAACACGUCUAGGAAAACGUUGAUAUUGUGUUUUUUACAACAUAUUCAUUGAUGUGAUAUUACACAAAAAGGAAGAACGAAUAUGUCCUCCACACCUGGCAACCCUUCCCCGUGGAGCGUCGAGGAUACUGGGGGGGAGGAGAAAGGUGAAGCGACCUUCAGGGACUAUGAGUCUUCUGAUGAGUUUCUGUGGCCGGAGGAUGUGUCAGAGAACGAGAGUGGGCGUGACAUAAUGGGCGGGGCCACAGACCACAGUGGCGGGAAGGGAAGCUUGGCAGAAACAGCAUGGAUGUUCAAGCUGAGACGAAACCUGGACCAGCUGGACAGCAUCCACGGACAGACGGCACAGGACGUACUCCAAGCCAGAGAACAGCUCAAACUCUGCCGCCAAAAUAUCGCUGACAUGGAGAGACAGCGGGGGAAGCUGGAGAAGGAAGUGGAGCGGCCAUCGGAGCCGGGGAGCAGCGCGGCGAUGGCGUUCCGACUGCGGGCGCGGCUCCAGAGUGCGUGUCGGGAGCUGCACCAGGAGGAGCUACUGGAGAGUCACAUCAGCACGGCCCUGAGGGCCAAGGAGCUGGAGCUGAACCAGCUGGAGGUGGAGCUGGGCAGGCUGUCCCACCUCAGGCAGGAGGUGCAGGACAAGGAGCAGGCCUUCCUGGCGGUGAAGGGGCAGAAGACCCAGGCUCGCCUGCUGCGGGCGACCCAGGAAGCCAACACACUGAGGAGGCGGAGGAGAGCCCAGGCGGCGGCGCAGCAGAAAGAAGAGGCCCAGCGACAGCAGCUGGCCGACCAGACCCCAGCCAGCCACCAGGCGGCUGCUAAGUGCCUGAAGCAGUCCAGCAAAAGGGUGCAGCAGGAGCGGGCUGAGGUGGAGCGGCAGAGACAGGAGCACCUCCAGAGGCGGACCGAGGCGGUGAUGUCACUGAAGGAGAGCAUCUCCACUACGCAUGAGAUGCUGCGCGCCCAGCAGCGCAGGGCGAAGGCCGUGGCCCGGAGGAAGGAACAGGAAGAGGCGGGGCUGAGAGAAUCCCUGCAGGCCCAGGGUGUCAACAGCACCAAGCGGCUGCACCAACACAAGCAGCUGGAAGGGUUCCAGCAGAGAAAAGAGGAAAACGAGAGGAGGCAGGAGUCAAAGAGGGCGGAGAUCAUGUCCCGGCUCCUGCGGGAGGAGGAGCUACUGGCGAAGGCCCGGGCGGCGCCGUCCCGCCCCGCGCCCAGCGAGGGGGCUCCCCUGCUGGGCCGGGCCAGGAAGAAGGUCCUGGGCUACCUGGAUGAGCUCUACCUCCAGCCGGUCCAGCACGAGAUGCUCCCCAGGAGAAGAGAGUCCAGGGCUGAGAGCAGUUCCAGCCCAGAGAGUUCUGACCAGGAGGAGGAGGAGGAUGAGGAGGACCCAAGGCUCCACCUGCCCCAGGUGGAGCCUGAGUUCUCUGGGCUCUGGGACCACUCCUGCAAGAAGUCCCCCGGGGGAGACGCUGUGGUCGAGUGGCAGCUGGGGGCCGCCAGGUCAGCGGUGCCGGGACGGCCUGCCCUGAAGCCCAGCCGGCCCACCAGCGCGCCCAGCGCCAGGCCCAGCAGAAGGGCGGUGUGUGGGAGAGAACCGAAGGGGCCGCCCUUCGUCAGCCGACCGGAGCCCGUCCACUUUAAGGACUUUGAGGUGGGCAAGACGUACCGGAAGAAGGUGGUCCUGACCAACGCCGGCUACGCCACUAACCACUGCAGGCUCCUGGGAGUGUCCGCUCACCUCACCGAGUUCCUCUCCAUCAGAGGUGGAACUGAAGUGCUCUCAGUGGAACUGAAGCACAUAUUCCCCCUCACAGCCCGCUGGGGCUCCGCCCACUCUAGGGGCUCAUGA
Molecule: messenger RNA, 2075 nt
Organism: Gadus macrocephalus (Pacific cod)
Lineage: Eukaryota; Metazoa; Chordata; Actinopteri; Gadiformes; Gadidae
Product: cilia- and flagella-associated protein 74-like
Exons: 14
Coding region: 306-2075 (589 amino acids)
Source: RefSeq, a predicted model, not a curated record